Argiope bruennichi is the source of this 1844-nucleotide messenger RNA. RefSeq names its product cell division cycle protein 20 homolog (gene fzy). Gene Ontology annotation, biological process: positive regulation of anaphase-promoting complex-dependent catabolic process; anaphase-promoting complex-dependent catabolic process; positive regulation of ubiquitin protein ligase activity. Bases 103 to 1638 code for a protein of 511 amino acids. Gene Ontology annotation, cellular component: anaphase-promoting complex. The record is from RefSeq and is a predicted model, not a curated record. The transcript has 10 exons. Lineage: Eukaryota; Metazoa; Arthropoda; Arachnida; Araneae; Araneidae. Gene Ontology annotation, molecular function: protein binding; ubiquitin ligase activator activity; anaphase-promoting complex binding.
CUUCCUUUCGUCAUUUGUGGCAAUUUUGAAAAGUAUAUUCAAAAAGUCGCAUGAGUCAAAUAUAAAAAUUUUUUUAUUUCAUGUUGAUUUCUAAUUUUUGAAAUGGCGCAUUUUAAUCUUGAGAAUGAAUUAUCAAAUGCUUUGAGCCUAGACGCGCCUCUCAGUAAAGGCCCUGUUCCACGCUGGCAGAGGAAAGCAUUGGAGAGUUCUCUUUCUAAUUUGUCCAUCAGUUCUCAACACGAUACUACUCUUCUAAAUAAAUCUUCAAGUAGGAGUAGGCCUACAAGUCCGAAAAAGACACUUGAGGAAUGGAACAAACGUGUAACUCCUGGCAGAGGUUCCAAGAGUCCUCUUCCUGAUCAAGGAGACAGAUUCAUUCCUCACAGAGGAGCUAUGCAGUUUGAAUUAGGCCAUUAUUUGCUCACCAAAUCUAAAUCUGAAGAAAACUUAAGCCCUAACAGCUCUCAUUACAGAAAAGCAAUGAGUGAAAACAUUCUUGGUACAGAUAUUUCCAACUUCCGUAUUCUUGCUUAUAAAAAUAAAGCUCCUCAGGCUCCGUCAGGUCAUUCCAAUGUUCUUAAAAUCUUGUACAGUUCAACAAAAAAUCCAGGAUCCACAAAGAAAGCCACUCGUCAUAUUCCUCAAACUUGUGAUCGAAUUCUUGAUGCUCCAGAAAUUUUGGAUGAUUACUAUUUAAACCUCAUCGACUGGAGCUGCACGAACAUCCUAGCUGUUGCUUUGCAUGAAACAUUAUAUCUAUGGAAUGGCAGCACAGGAGAAAUCCAACAACUCUUGGAGAUGCCUUCCCACACUGAUUACAUAUCAUCUGUAGCAUGGCUUCCUGAAGGAAAUGUCUUGGCAGUAGGUACAAGCACUUCAGAAGUUCAGCUGUGGGAUGUUGCAGCAGAAAAAAGAAUCCGAACAAUGAAAAGUCAUACCGCUCGCGUCCCUUCGCUUUCUUGGAAUGCAUAUAUAUUAUCCAGUGGCUGUCGAACUGGAGUCAUUCAUCAUCACGAUGUGAGAGUUCAAGAACAUCAUGUGGGAACUUUGGCCAGCCAUACCCAAGAAAUAUGUGGACUGCGCUGGUCAUUAGAUGGCAGGCACCUUGCUUCUGGUGGGAACGACAACUUGGUGAAUGUGUGGACUGCUGAUGCAGGCAUUGGUCAGGCAGAUGCCCAGCCAAUUCAUACGUUCAAUGAGCAUCAAGCUGCUGUGAAGGCCCUAGCUUGGUGCCCAUGGCAACAAAAUGUUCUCGCAACUGGAGGAGGAACAGCUGAUAGACAUAUUCGGUUCUGGAAUUGCUCCCUUGGAACAUCUUUGAAUGCCAUCGAUACAAAAUCACAGGUUUGUGCCAUUCUUUGGUCCAAAGAAUAUAAAGAACUUAUAUCAGGACAUGGUUUUGCAAAUAACGAGUUAAUUAUAUGGAAAUAUCCAUCCAUGAUGAAAGUCUGCGAAUUGACUGGUCAUAAAUCACGAGUUUUAAAUCUGGCAAUGAGCCCUGAUGGAACAACUGUGGUAUCAGCUGGAGCUGAUGAAACUUUAAGAUUGUGGAACUGUUUUGCUGUUGACGCUAGUAAAAAGAAGGCGGUAGCAGGACCCAUUCAUAAGAGUGAUCUAAUGAAGCAGACUAUUCGAUAAUUUUAUUUUUAAACUAUUGUAUAUAUAUUCUACAAUUUGAUUCAUUUGACCGAUUCAUUGUAUUUUUGUGUAAUUUAAUUAAUAAACUUUAUCUGCUUUUAAAUAAUUUUUACCAUCCUCUUUGUACUCUCAAAUUCUGUCAAUACAGUUAAUCAGAUUAAUAAUUCAAAAUUUAUCCUUUCAUAUCUCUACAAAUUUUGUCAUAA